Molecule: messenger RNA, 3270 nt
Organism: Triticum turgidum subsp. durum (durum wheat)
Lineage: Eukaryota; Viridiplantae; Streptophyta; Magnoliopsida; Poales; Poaceae
Source: the annotation of a GenBank genome assembly
AUGUCGGACGCCUCGUCGGAUCUCGGCGGCGCCCGGGCGGGGCCGCUGCCCGUCGUCGAGCGCGACCUCGAGCAGGCUAUCACUGCUCUCAAGAAAGGAGCCUACUUAUUGAAAUAUGGGCGUAGAGGGAAGCCAAAAUUUUGUCCAUUUCGGCUAUCCAAUGACGAGUCUGUAUUGAUAUGGUUUUCAGGGAAAGAGGAGAAGCAUCUAAGGUUGAGCCAUGUGUCCCGGAUAAUGCCUGGCCAACGGACUGCAAUAUUUCAGAGGUACCCACGACCUGAGAAGGAAUGCCAGUCCUUUUCUCUAAUUUCGCAUGACAGGUCACUGGACAUUAUAUGUAAAGACAAAGAUGAGGCAGAAGUGUGGUUUGCUGGGCUGAAAACGUUGAUUUCACGAAGUCAUCAAAGAAAAUGGAGAACUGGCUCAAGAAGUGAUACCAUUUCGUCUGCUGCAACUAGUCCAAGGACUUUCACGCGACAGAGUUCUCCGUUGAGUUCUCCUUUCAGCAGCAGUGACAUUCUCCACAAGGAUUUCAAUGAAAACUACCGGUUCCGUAGUCCAUAUGGGAGCCCACCAAAGAAUGGCUUGGAGAAGGCCUUUUCUGAUGUUGCGUUAUAUGCAGCUCCCCCCAGGGGCUUCUUCCCAUCAGAUUCUAAUGCAGCAUCAGUCCACUCUAUGUCUUCUGGACAAUCAGAUAACACAAAUGGGAAUUCCGGAGGUAUCCCAAUGGAUGCUUUCCGGAUUAGUUAUUCAAGUGCUGUUAGCUCUUCAAGUCAUGGUUCUGGUUAUGAUGACGGUGACGCUUUAGGUGAUGUUUUAAUAUGGGGAGAAGGAACCGGGGAAGGAAUUCUUGGUGGUGGUAACUCAAGAAUUGGAAGUUCCUCAGGUGCAAAAAUUGAUUGUCUUGUACCUAAACCAUUAGAGUUUGCUGUCCGGCUUGAUGUGCAGAAUAUAUCUUGUGGAGGAAGGCAUGCUGCACUCGUCAGUAAACAAGGCGAGAUCUACUCCUGGGGUGAGGAAUCGGGUGGGCGGCUUGGUCAUGGUGUAGAUUGCGAUGUGGCACAUCCAAAACUCAUUGAUGCUCUUACUCAUAUGAACAUUGAGCUGGUAGCAUGCGGUGAAUACCACACCUGUGCUGUUACACUAUCUGGAGAUCUGUAUACAUGGGGGGACGGCGCCUUCAAAUUUGGGCUUUUGGGCCAUGGUAAUGAUGUCAGUCAAUGGGUACCCAAAAAGCUGCAUGGGCCACUGGAGGGUAUACAUGUUUCAUCAAUUUCAUGUGGCCCUUGGCAUACAGCGAUAGUAACUUCUGCUGGGCAGCUGUUCACAUUUGGAGAUGGCUCUUUUGGGGUUCUAGGCCAUGGAGACCGCGAGAGUCUCUCAGUACCCAAGGAAGUGGAAUCUCUCAAAGGGCUUCGGACAGUGCGGGCUGCUUGUGGUGUUUGGCACACUGCUGCAGUUGUAGAAGUCAUGGUUGGGAAUUCAAGCUCUAGCAAUUGUUCAUCUGGCAAGAUAUUUACAUGGGGUGAUGGCGAUAAAGGCCGUUUAGGACAUGGUGAUAAGGAAUCGAGACUUGUCCCGACAUGUGUGGCUGCUUUGGUGGAGCCCAAUUUUUGUCAGGUUGCUUGCGGUCAUUCAUUGACAAUGGCUCUUACAACAUCAGGAAAUGUGUACACAAUGGGGAGUGCUGUAUAUGGUCAACUUGGAAAUCCACAAGCAGACGGUAUGCUUCCUGUACGUGUUGAAGGAAAGCUACACAAAAACUUUGUCGAGGAGAUCUCCUGUGGUGCUUAUCAUGUAGCUGUUUUGACCUCUAAGACCGAGGUCUACACAUGGGGUAAAGGUGCAAAUGGUCGGUUAGGUCAUGGCAAUACUGAUGAUAAGAAUACUCCUACGUUGGUUGAAGCGCUAAAAGAUAAGCAAGUCAGAAGUGUUGUUUGUGGAACUAAUUUCACUGCAGCAGUAUGCAUUCAUAAAUGGGUAUCUGGAGUUGAUCAAUCAAUGUGCUCAGGAUGCCGUCAGCCUUUUAACUUGAGGAGAAAACGUCAUAACUGCUAUAAUUGUGCUUUGGUAUUUUGUCAUUCCUGUAGCAGUAAAAAAUCUCUGAAGGCUUCAUUGGCACCAAAUCAAAGUAAACCCUAUCGUGUUUGUGAUAGCUGCUACAGCAAGCUGACUAAGGGACCCGGAUCAGACAUGUACUCUUCAGCUAAGCAGGGAGCUGUUGUACAGGGAUUCAGUGACACGGUUGAUGAGGAGCUGGAAACAAGGUCAAAUGCUAAAUUGUCAAGAAUAUCUUCGAUGGAAUCUUUUAAGAAUAUGGACAGUAGAUAUUCAAAGAAAAACAAGAAGUUCGAAUUUAACAGCAAUCGCGUGUCCCCUGUUCCAAAUGGCGGUUCAAGAUCCUUCAAUCCUGUGUUUGGAUCUUCAAAAAAGUUUUUAUCAGCAUCUGUCCCUGGAUCCAGAAUUAUUUCUAGGGCCACAUCACCUGUUUCAAGAAGGUCAAGUCCUCCACGUUCUAUAACACCAACACCUACUUUGAGGAGUCUAACUUCUCCUGGAGGUGUCAUCAAUGGCACCAAGAUGACAAAUGAUAGCCAAACUCAAGAAGUUCUAAGUUUGAAGUCCCAGGUGGACAAUCUUACUAGGAAGUCUCAAAAUCUUGAACUUGAGUUGGAGAGAACUACUAAGCAAUUGAAGGAAGCUAUUGCCAUUGCCGGGGAGGAAACCGCAAAGUGCAAGGCAGCGAAGGAAGUAAUCAAGUCACUGACUGUACAAUUGAAGGGGAUGGCCGAGAGGUUACCUGGAGGAGUAGCCAAGAACGGCAAGCUACCACCCCUUCCUGGAAUUCCUAUACCAAGUGACAUAUCAGCCAUAGUCACCGAAAGUUUGGGCAGCCCAGGAAGUUCCGGAGAACAAGAACAAAUUUCAGAUGAUCCUAAUGGAUUGCUUGUUCCUAAUGGAUCAAGUUCUGUUAGGAACAAGGCAGGCCAUCCAGAAAUGACCAAUAAUGGAAGUGUACCACCCGAUGCAGAAUCCAACCAUGAGGCCGAAUGGGUAGAGCAAGACGAACCAGGUGUCUAUAUCACUCUCACUGCCUUGCCUGGAGGGGCCAGAGAUCUCAAGCGAGUUCGGUUCAGCCGGAAGAGGUUCAGUGAGAAACAGGCAGAACAAUGGUGGCAGGGGAACAGGGCAAGGGUGUACCAGCAGUACAAUGUUCACAUGGUUGACAAAUCGAUUGCCGCCAUGGAUCGCGAGAUUGCGACACAUUGA